This is a messenger RNA of Drosophila biarmipes, 822 nucleotides long. RefSeq lists its product as uncharacterized. The record is from RefSeq and is a predicted model, not a curated record. Bases 105 to 716 code for a protein of 203 amino acids. NCBI's taxonomy places the organism in Eukaryota, Metazoa, Arthropoda, Insecta, Diptera, Drosophilidae. The transcript is spliced from 2 exons.
UGGCCUUUCUAAAUAUUUAAAAGUACAGGGUUUGUCAAAGCUUUAGAGCCAACCAAAAUUUUUCAGCAAAAAAAUCAUUCAAAAUCAAGCAACAACAGACCAUUAUGCUUUCAACAAAGCGAGUUCUCUCCAAAUCGAUGGCCAAAAAGAAGACCACCGCUAAGAAAGUGCCCAAAACGGAUCCACAACAACAGCGUUUCUUGAAGACCCGGUUUAAGGCUAAUAAGCCCAUUAAAAAGCAGUCCUCGGUGCCGCCUAGCCAACGGAUCUGGCGCAGGACAGCGGUUCAGACGAAACCCAAGCUAACAAAGAGGAUUCCCAAGCUAUUUCGCAUGGAUCGGCACACGGGACUUCCUGUGGAUUACGAAAGGACUGUUCAGCGGGUGAUGCACUAUGUGAAUCCUCAUUUGGCCAAUAGACCUAGGACCGAACAGGUUCUGGAGGAGUUGCUGGCCAAAUUGUUAGCCGAGGUGGUGCGUCAGGGUGGUCAUCAUCAGAACACCCAACUUAGGUCCUUGCUUAAGGAUCACUGCAAUUGCCGUAGGAAGGAUAUGGUUCGUAGUAAAUCCGAGCAACGCAGACGCGAAGCGAACGAGAGCUUGGACCAAUUUCAUAGCGCCUGCAAACGGGGACCCUUCCGGUUGGCCAGCCCCAAACUUGGUCCCACCUGCAUUAGCAAGUUCAACUUUAACCAGCUGAGGAUCAAAAGCACUUGAGUUAGGGAUAGAAAGCGGCCUGUUAAUAAUAUACCAAGAUGUCACGUUUCGGUUCUAUGAAGUAGCAAAUAUUGCUGAGUCCAAUAAAUUUCUUUCCACUUUUAAA